Ceratosolen solmsi marchali is the source of this 347-nucleotide messenger RNA. Its product is annotated as homeodomain-only protein. Lineage: Eukaryota; Metazoa; Arthropoda; Insecta; Hymenoptera; Agaonidae. Gene Ontology annotation, molecular function: DNA binding. The coding region runs from base 75 to 347 and encodes 90 amino acids. The record is from RefSeq and is a predicted model, not a curated record. Gene Ontology annotation, biological process: regulation of transcription by RNA polymerase II; cell differentiation. Gene Ontology annotation, cellular component: nucleus. The transcript has 3 exons.
CGUCACAAUGAGGUUUUAAGUCUGAUCCCAGAUAGUACACCAUUCGACAAAUUUCUCUAACUAAUAAAAAGCAGAUGAUAAACUCAAUGUUACCGCAAAAGUUGUCGAAAACUGAAUGCCGGAUCAUUCAUGUCACCGCAAAUCAAGAAACUGUUUUGCAGGAACAGUUCAAUAAGUGGCCAAAAAAUCCUCAUAAAGCGGAUGUCGUACUUCUAGCAGCUGAAACAGGAUUAUCGGAAGAAAAUGUACAGGUUUGGUAUUCAUUAAAACUAGCACACCUAAGAAAAGAACAAGGAUUAGGUGGUGGUUUUAGACUAAACUGUAAUUACCAAUUAUUAAACUUGUAA